AUGUCGUCUAAUUCGGAACCUGAAGCUCCAGCCGAGCCGUCACCUGCUCCAGCUCCCGCCGAAACAACUGCCGCAACUGUCGAGGCAAAGAUUACGACUCCGGAGCUCGAUCUUUCCAAACUGCAAGCCCUCCCGGCAGAGCAGCAAGAGCUCUUCCUCUUGAAAUUUGUGUCGGACCUGAAAAGACAUGUUUUGGGACUGGCAGCCGACGAUUGCACCGCCCAGCAGUUCUACUUGAAGAAAGAAAUCUUCCAAAUUAUCAGCCUCACAACUCCUGCGCCGUCUCGAGUAAUCAGAAACAACUUGGGCAAGUGCUUGGCACAUAUUUUUAACAAAGGGGAUCGGAAAUUGCUCUUUGAAACGAUAAACGACUUGAUCUCCAUAAUUUCGAGUAGCAAGACGAAAUCAGAUGGCGAAACUCGGUCCAGGCACGCUGCUGUGUCGUGUUUGGGGGAUGUCUUUGCGGCUGCCGGCGAUAGCGCGAUCGGUUUACAUCAGCUGGCUUGCACUACCUUGCUCAAGUUGGUAAAGUCUGCCUCCAACAAUGCCGGGCUGCGGGCGGCGGCUUUGAAGGCCAUGGGUAAAGUAAUCUCCAUGGUAGAAGGCAGCAUGGACGAAGGCAUAUCACGCGACAUUUGGAAACAAGCACGAAGUCACGCUGCUUCUGAUAAAGGCUCGCUUACAGUAGCGUCUGCGUGCCGGUGUCUCAAAGCCCUUGUCAAACACACGGCUUAUUUCCGCAAUUCCAGUGAUCUCGAUAAGCUGGAGACUGCCGUCUUUAAAGCAGUCGACACGUCUUCUACUCAGGUUCGGCACGCUGCGGCGGAUUGUUUUGCCGAGGCAAUGUUUCAAGGGUACUCUCCGCUUGGCAAUGGUGAGGCUUCAAAGAGCAAGAAGACGAAGCCGAAGCUGAAGCGCUCAUCUACACAUCCCGGGAUAGCAAACAUUAAUGAUGACGAGGACGAACUUCCUCCAAGAUCCGCGAGUCCUGCUCCAGGGGGCAAACGUGUUCAGGAUCUGGCUUUAUCUGUGCCGGAUAUGCUAAAGGUCCUCGCAACCCAGUACGUCAGGCAAAGCACAUCAAACAAGACCCGGGCAGCUAUUGGUGUUUGUUAUGGCAAGCUGUUUCGUCGUCUCGGGGAGCGAACGGUUACGGCCAAGUAUCUGCAAAUCGUGGAGAGCCUGUCAACUGAUAUUUUGGGACACACCACGAUAACCAACAACCGAUACCGCCUGUUAAUCACGAGUAGGAUAAUUGAUACUGUUCUUCACGACGUCAUUGGACGUCAGAUCCUUGGUGAAUCUGGCCAAAUUUCUGCUGCGGAGACUCUGGUGAACAACAUUCUGAAAAAUUAUCCGCAAGCCCUUGCAGAACGACCUGAGCCUUCUAAGCAGAUGCUUAUUAUGGCCCUGCGCACUAUAGCAUCUCUGAUCACAUCGCUUGGCUCGGCCUCUAACAGGUUUGCCGAGCCUUGUCGAGACGGGCUGCUCCAAGUUCUUCAGCACCCCAGCUAUUCCGUUCAGGUGUAUGCCUCAUAUUGCAUGAAGACGUUUGUCCUGGCCUGUCCCCAGCAGCUGCUUCCUUGCCUAUCUGUAUGCAUGAACAGCUUAACCCGCGAGCUCUCUCUUCUCAGCGGUGGCCGAAAUUCUCCAAGACGAUGUCUUGGGUUUGCUCACGGACUGUCUGCCACUCUCAGCACCAGUCCUGCCCGGCCACUAUACGGAUCUGUUGAUAUCAAUAGCCGCGUUCUGACCAUGGCAACAAACUUACUGAAAUCGAGCAGUCAGUCAGAGUUGCGUGUUUCCAGUAUCCAAAUUCAAGUCGCAUGGAUUCUCAUUGGCGGUUUGAUGUCGCUUGGUCCAAAUUUUGUCAAAAUCCAUCUGUCGCAACUCCUCCUACUUUGGAAGAAUGCGCUACCAAAACCGCUUGCGAAGGAUAAUACAUCAGCCAGAAGCCUUCUUGAAGCUUCAUUCCUAACGCAUGUGCGGGAGUGUGCUCUCGGAUCCAUCAUGUCAUUUUUGGAGUUUAACAGCCGCCUGCUGACAGUCGAUGUGUCAAAGCGAAUUGCUGCGAUGCUGCAGAGUACGACGGCUUUCUUGAAAACGUUGCCAUCUAAAAAGACGACAGACGACAUAUCACAGAGACUAACGCCUGCUCUCCAACUCUACGACUUGGACAUGAUGGUUCAACGCCGCGUACUGCAGUGUUACAUCAAAUUGGUGAAUUUGAGUCCUGCUGGUGGGAGCGAAGCUCUUUUGCAGUCCAAUCUGUUGACCCUGGCCAUUUCACUCUUUGCAGACCCGGAAAACUACACACCUAGUUCUCUGAGUGCGUCGAUUGCCAACGCAGCCGGUGCAUUUGAUUCGAUUUGGGACGUUGGUGACAACACAGGCUUUGGAAUCACAGGCUUGGUUUCUGGAUUUAACGUCAAGAGGCUCCCUGGCCAGCACGAAUCGUCUACAGGCUCUGAAAUUGACGUGGGCAGCCCAGAGGAGUCUAUCGACUCACUGCUGAAGUCACCUGUAUGUGGAAGUCUUGAACAUGAUGCUUCCAUGCUGUACAUUGGAGGCGUGGAUGAUGCUUCGAUUCUUCCAGAUCCACCGGCAACCGAAGUAAUCAACAAUGCCAUUCAGCUAUUCGCUUUUGCCUUCCCCCUCACGCCUGCUAAAGUUCAAGAGAGCGUCUUGGAGCAAAUCAAGACGUUUGCCUCGGCUGGUUUGCUGCAGAGAGACCCUGGGCGCAAGGCAGCCAUCAAUGUCAAUGUUGCCCUGGCUAUUCUGUCCAGCAUGAAGGUUGUUGUCAAAGAAACUCGAUCCCCUUCCGGAAAUAUUUCAAAUCUGGCUGUUGAGCGGCUGCUACAAGACAUUGUCCGAGACUUUGUUCUCGAUCAGGACCAGCAUGUCCGCAGUCUGGGAUAUGAGUCGGUUGCCAGGCUCUGCAACGUCUAUGGCAAUGGCUUUACCAAUCAAGAAAUUAAGUACCUGGUUGACACCAUUGUUGGCAACCGUGAGCCGAGUGCAAGAGCAGGAUGCGCCAUGGCUCUUGGUGCAAUUCAGACCAAGGUUGGCGGCAUGGCAGCUGGGUACCACUUGAAGACUAUCCUUGGCAUUCUCAUGUCUCUCUGUAAUGACCCUCAUCCAGUCGUUCACUAUUGGGCUCUGGAGGCUCUGUCACUAGCCUCAGACGCCGCCGGGCUCAGUUUCGCCGGUUACGUUCCAAGCACACUGGGAAUGCUAGCCCAACUAUAUGUGUCCGAAACGCACCAUGCUGAAAUAUCGUCGGCCAUCACCAUGAACCUCGAAAUGGAUUUACCUACCGUCGCGGCGGUAUCGAAAUGCGUCGACUCGCUCAUCAAUGUAUUAGGGCCCGAUCUGCAGGAUGCCAACAAGUCAAGAGAUCUCAUAUUCACACUGGUUAAUCAAUUUCAGGAUGAGGACGAUGCGCUUGUUGAAAAGACGGCUUUAAGCUGUCUAGAACACUUGUCACUGUACGCCCCUGGCCAGAUGCGAUUCACAGAGUACGUAAAACUGCUCCAAAAGUAUCUCAAGUCUGAGAAUAAGACUUUGAGGGACGUAUCGGUGGACGGCUUGCACAAUAUCAUGAAACGAGAACCACGGGAUGUGCUGCGAGAAGCAGAGGAUGGAUUUGAGGAGCAGCUGUGGCUGGUUCUCGAUACUGCGCCAUCUCAUGACGGUAUCAGAAACAUUAUUCGAAAUUGGAUGCAUCAGUCAUGUCUUGUCGAAACCAGCGAGUGGCUGCAAAGAUUCCAGGCAGUCUUGAAAAUGACAAGGGCAAAGAAUGACGAGCAAGAUGAAGCGCGACCAACAGGUGGACUGCCGGAUCUACAAGACGAAGAGGUCGCCGGGUUUGCCGCCGCGGCCACUGGCGCCAAGGAUAACAAAGACAACCCAGCGCCAUCCGAAGCCGAACCAUUGAGAUGGCAAGUUAGGACGUUUGCGCUUAGUUGCAUCAACGAGAUAUUUGCCAUUAUUGCCAAGGAUGUUGCGGCGAAUGGAGAAUCAGCGGCGCAGCUAGCUUUGCAAAACAAGGUUGCAGACGUGGUUCGAAUGGCAUUUUCAGCCUCAACAUCCAAUGUGCUAGAGUUGCGAGUCUGGGGUUUGAAGAUUAUUGGCGCCGUCCUCAAGAUGUUUGGCAAGACGCCUGAUCCUGAUUUUGAGGAAGCCAUGCUUCUGGAGCAGUACCAAGCUCAAAUAAGUUCUGCCCUGACACCCGCAUUCGCCGUGGACUCGUCACCAGAACUGGCUUCAGAAGCUGUCAAUGUUUGUGCAAGUUUCAUAGCGAUCGGUAUUGUCACAGACGUGGACAGAAUGGGUCGAAUUCUGAAAACACUCGUCACCGCAUUGGAGAACUUUUCCAACGACCACGAAAAUGCCGGCAUUGGGGAAUUGAAGGGACUCAGCAGCAACGCGCAAGUCAUGGUCAAAAUAUCCGUGUUUUCCGCCUGGGCGGAACUUCAGGUGGCGAGCACCGAGCAGAAGUACUUGAUGGAUGUUCUCAAGCCCCAUAUCGGAACUCUAACUCCGCUUUGGCUGGAAUCACUCCGGGAAUUUGCUCGACUUCGAUUUGAGCCAGACAUCUCCAUGACUUUGGGACCGCCAUCUCUAUCUGGCAGUCUGGACACAAUCUACGCUGCUCUGAACCGAGAAACCUUGCUCCGAUUCUAUCAGGAUGCAUGGCUCAAGCUUGUAGAUGCAAUCGCGAGUCUCAUUGAACAGGAUAGCGAGUUCGUUUUUGACGCACUCGACGGCAAGGAGGCUAAGGAAGGCGGCUCAAACGGCGUAACAAAGAGCCCUGCCAUCAAUUAUCGUGACGAGCCGGUAGCAUUCUUCUUCGUGCUCUUUGGCCUAGCUUUCGAGGCUCUGGCAAUCAGACCCGGCCAGGUCGACUCGCUUGCCACGAGGGAACAGGCGCUGGACAUCUUGGAGGCUUUGAAGAAAAUAUUGCAUCCCAGCGUGUCUGGUCACGCCAUAUACAGACCCGAUGUUUUUGCCGAAACUAUGGACUUGCUCGAUCGUCUGGUUCUUACAGAUGGAUUAGAUAUCCAAAGUGUCAUUGUUGACAUUGCCCGGGCUCUCUGCGUGACACAUCCGUCUGCCCGUCGUCAAUCAGAAGAUGAGGGAGAUCUCUCCGAGGAUAUUGAUCAACUCUUUGAACUAACAAGAAUCAUUGUGUUGGUGUUAUCUGGGUUGCUGCCCAACCUCUCUGAGGGCAACCAGCCUGUCCGACACCAAAUGAACGAAGAAGCAAUUAUCCUCGUCCGCAAUUCCUUGGAUGCUCUUGUUGACGCCGCAGAGGUCUUCCCGUCCAUCAUCAAGACAGAUCUUCACGCAUGUAUUAUUCACAUCUUCGCCACAAUUCUAGCAACACCUUUCUGCCAGGAAAUUAUCGUCCCGCAGUCGUUGGCAAUCUUGAAGCGAUUUGUUGCCAGCGUACCCUCGUCAACAAGCAGCGGAGAGGAUGACGGUUUGCCGCCUCAAGCGCAAAUACAGGGUUGCCUUCGUCGUUUCCUAUCCAUAUACAUACAUGCACAGAAGCGGGAGGAGCCGACGUCUUUGGCGUGUGUCAAGAAUUGCCUGUUGGCCACCACGAUCCUGUUUACUAGUGGAAAGAAUCAGUUGCCUGCCAGCCACCCUCUUGUCGCACGAUACCUCGAUGAGGUUCUUGACUGCCUGACCGAUCGAAUGACUGCCAAGAUUGCCGCCAAUUGCAUUCGGUCUUUGCUUCUGCAAUCAUCGCCGACGUCGGCCGACUUGAGCAUAGCUCGCUAUCUCUUCCCUAGAUUGGUCUCUUUUGUCACCAACGUAGAGCCAGAGGACCCAGAACGAGCCCGUUCUCUGGUUGCUCACACCCUCUGUCUCUAUGUCGGAGCCGUUCCCAAGGACCGUGUCCCCGCAGCAAUGGGCUUGGUCAUACCAACCUUGAUGACACGGGCGGCCGGUGAAGGCGAAGAGAUGUACAAGGAGACGAGCACAAGGCUCCUGGAGCUCGCGGCGGCAGACCAAUCGAGUUUCAGAGCCACGGUAGGUGCGAUGAAUAGCGGUCAACGAACAUUCUUGGAAGAGGUCAUUCGCUCCGGGCAACAAUCAGGAAGCGAGGCGAACGCGUCAGAUGCUGGUGAGACUGGUCAGCCUAGUAUCACGCUGAAGAUGAACUUUGGCGGCUAG
Pochonia chlamydosporia 170 is the source of this 6186-nucleotide messenger RNA. Its product is annotated as HEAT repeat protein. Bases 1 to 6186 code for a protein of 2061 amino acids. Lineage: Eukaryota; Fungi; Ascomycota; Sordariomycetes; Hypocreales; Clavicipitaceae. The record is from RefSeq and is a predicted model, not a curated record. The transcript is spliced from 2 exons. Gene Ontology annotation, cellular component: membrane; endocytic vesicle; Golgi apparatus. Gene Ontology annotation, biological process: endocytosis; intracellular protein localization; retrograde transport, endosome to Golgi.